GUAGAAGAAGAACCCAAAAAGCUCAGUAAAACCCUUUGACGACGAUGCUGCGAUUAUGCUCCAAGCUCCGCUCUUUACCCUUGCAAUCUCUCUCCUCUUCUUCUUCGUUUCUUCGAUCUUCUCCUCGGCUCCACCGCCCUCUCCAUUUCGCUUCAAGUAGCGCCAGUUCAUGGAGCUCCGUCUUCAAUUCACCGACCCAACCGUCACUGCUCGCCGCCACUCUUCGCUCUCAACCAUUUCCCAUCUCAAUGGUUCAAGUGCGGCAUGUUUCGUCAAGAGAGCGUAAGAAGAGGAGAAAGCCAAUGACACCGGUUACUUCCAAAGUAAAGAAAGUCAAAAUCAAGGGUUACUCGUCUUACAAGUCCCGGUUUAGGUUAUUGAAUGAUGGCACUAUUCGACGCUGGAGGGAGGGCAAGCGGCACAAUGCACAUUUGAAGUCGAAGAUAUCCAAACGUAGACUUAGACUACCUGCCCUUGUCCAUCCUGCUUACGCCACAGUGAUGAAGAAGCUUGGUUUUUGCGCUUGAAGCUUUGGAAUUUCAUUUAGAUGCAGCCAGUUCUGGAGUGAAGUGGGAAACCCAUAGGCCUUGGAAAUUUUCUCUUUUACAUUUCUUAGUUCCUUUCAGCUCUUAGAGCAGCACUAGAUUCAACUGUUGGUACACACAUUUGAGGCUGUGGCUGAUGAAAUAAUCGGCAAUUCUCUUCUUGAAUUUGUAAUUUAGGGAUGCAUAGUUCCUCAGCAAUUCAUUAGGAGAGUUUGUUUCUGUUAUUGAUAAUUGAUGAUGUUUUCUUUCUAUGGAUUACUCUCAGAUCAAAACAUUAUACUAAGACAAGAACAGGCAAAAGGAAUCGUCUUUUUAACAUUUACUCUGUAGUAGGAUAUGGUAAGAUUUUAUAAAACCACAGAAGUAGUCAACAUGCAAUAUGUGGAAUAAAGUGUACAUGGACUGUUGGUCAGUUGACCUGAAUCAACAGA
Fragaria vesca subsp. vesca is the source of this 976-nucleotide messenger RNA. RefSeq lists its product as uncharacterized. The coding region runs from base 45 to 527 and encodes 160 amino acids. NCBI's taxonomy places the organism in Eukaryota, Viridiplantae, Streptophyta, Magnoliopsida, Rosales, Rosaceae. Gene Ontology annotation, cellular component: ribosome. The record is from RefSeq and is a predicted model, not a curated record. Gene Ontology annotation, biological process: translation. Gene Ontology annotation, molecular function: structural constituent of ribosome. The transcript has 4 exons.